AUGAAGUCUUGGUGGUGUCCCAUUGCGUUGACCACACUGCUUCUGCUGUUGGAAACGUGUGAAGCCAUACGGGCGAAUGAUCCUCGUCCAAAUAUUUUACUGCUGUUGGUGGAUGAUCUUGGGAUUGGUGAUCUAGGUUGCUAUGGCAAUGACACCAUCAGGACCCCCAAUAUCGAUCGGUUGGCGAGAGAAGGGGUGAAACUCACCCAGCAUAUUGCAGCAGCCUCUAUGUGUACCCCGAGUAGAGCUGCCUUCCUUACCGGCCGAUACCCUGUCCGAACAGGUAUGGCUUCAGACAACGUCGAUCGUACGUGCUCUGUUUUCACAACUCUUGGGUUUUCUGGCGGCCUCCCCCGAAACGAAACUACGUUUGCAGCUAUUUUGAAGAAGAAAGGCUAUAAAACCGGACUGAUAGGCAAAUGGCACCAGGGUUUGAACUGUAAGUCCCGAUUGGACCAUUGCCACCACCCUCUGAGGUACGGCUUUGACUUUUACUACGGUAUGCCGCACACUCUCACCCCUUUUUGCUCGCCGGACCCUUCGAGGGACACAGAAUUGACCAUCAACGACAAGCUGUGGCUCUGUGUGAAGCUGAUUGUGCUGGCCAUGGUGGUUCUCAUGGCUGGGAAGUUUUGUGGCUGGUUCUACGUGUCCUGGGCUCACAUCAUCACCUUGGCUAUGUUCAUCUUCCUCCUGGAGUACGCCUGGUUCUCCAGCUUGACAUCUGCCGUCUACUGGGAUUGCGUCUUGAUGCGUGGACACGAGGUCACGGAGCAGCCCAUGAAGGCGGAGCGAGCUGGAUUCAUCAUGGUGCAGGAGGCGAGGUCUUUCAUUAGCAACCACCGCCAGCACCCGUUCCUGCUCUUUUUCUCCUUCCUCCACGUUCAUACUCCUCUUCCCACCACAACCCAGUUCCUGGGUGUCAGCAAACACGGCUUGUACGGGGACAACGUGGAGGAGAUGGACUUCAUGGUGGGUAAGGUGAUUGAUGGCCGAGACUUGAUGCCUUUGCUGAAGGGUGAGGUCCAGAAUUCAGAGCACGAGUUUCUCUUUCACUACUGCGGUGCGUAUCUCCACGCCGUGCGAUGGCACGGGAAAGGAAGUGCUCUGGUUUGGAAAGUACACUAUGUGACACCUGUAUUUAAUCCCGAGGGGGCCAUCGGAUGCUAUGAAACCCAGUACUGUGCGUGCACGGGGAACGAAGUGACCAUCCACAAUCCACCUCUGCUCUUCGAACUGUCCCGGGACCCAUCAGAGUCCACGCCUCUCACUCAGGACACGGAGCCCCUGUAUCACUUGGUCAUCAGCACAGUGGAGGAGGCCGUGAGGAGACACCGUGAGACACUCAUGCCGGUGCCCCAGCAGAUGUCAGACUGUCACACAAACUUCAUGUGGCUCCAGCCAUGCUGUGGCAUGUUCCCCUUCUGUCUGUGUGACCGACAGGGUGGAAGUGCAGGAGGAUUAUUUCUCUUCCAGUACUUGGUCUGCAAGCUGCUGCCUUCCCCCACCAACCACAAUGACGUGGACUGA
Elephantulus edwardii (Cape elephant shrew) is the source of this 1530-nucleotide messenger RNA. RefSeq names its product arylsulfatase F (gene ARSF). NCBI's taxonomy places the organism in Eukaryota, Metazoa, Chordata, Mammalia, Macroscelidea, Macroscelididae. The coding region runs from base 1 to 1530 and encodes 509 amino acids. Gene Ontology annotation, molecular function: arylsulfatase activity. The transcript has 9 exons. The record is from RefSeq and is a predicted model, not a curated record.